Mauremys mutica (yellowpond turtle) is the source of this 4412-nucleotide messenger RNA. Its product is annotated as zinc finger protein 629-like. Gene Ontology annotation, biological process: negative regulation of transcription by RNA polymerase II; regulation of cytokine production; regulation of immune system process. NCBI's taxonomy places the organism in Eukaryota, Metazoa, Chordata, Testudines, Geoemydidae. The transcript has 3 exons. Bases 279 to 1871 code for a protein of 530 amino acids. The record is from RefSeq and is a predicted model, not a curated record.
GUGCUGGCUGGGAGGAGGAGGAGAGACAGGAAGCGGGGAUAAUACAGAACAGAGGGAUCCCCCUAGCCCGUGGUGGGGCUGCCCCUCUUUCAUUACAGCUGCAAAGAAAUCCAGCUGCCUCCAUUGUGAGCCGGGAAGCUGGGCUGUGCCGGGGACGUGGGAUCUUGCCAGCCAGGGACUUUCUCAUUGUUGCAAUUGUUCGCCCUGGCGUCCUAGGGCAGCCCCGGGCUCUGCCGACACCAGCUCCCACCGGAGCCUGCAGGGGCUGGUGGCCUUUGAUGUCUGUGUAUCUUACCAUGGAUCAAUGGGCUGCUGUGGAUCCUGAUCAGAAACCUUUGUGCAGGGGUGGCAUACAGGAGAACGAUGAUCCCCUGGUGACUCUGACUGGGGACAGGGCAGCGAGUGAGACCGAGGAGGAGAAUCCUGGGGAGGAAGGCCCCGAGAUCGUGGAACUGGAUCCAGCGUUGCUGGGCAGGCCGGAGGGGGCUGGGGCCAGGAGCCUGGAGGAGCAGGGCCCGGCCUGCGAGAGCCUGCGCUGGACGGUGGUGCAGCAGAUCGACUCUCCCGGAAAGCCGAUGCAGCGGCGGGGCAAGUCAGCUGGUGCCAGCUUCCAGAACUUCAAGAGCAUCAUUGUGCUGCAGAAAAGCUACGAGUGUGGUGAGUGCGGCAAGACCUUCAGCUGCAGCUCGCACUUCAGCAAGCACCGGCGCACCCACACCGGCGAGAAGCCCUUCCGUUGCCUGCACUGCGGGAAGAGCUUCAACGUCAGCUCCAACCUCUACCGCCACCAGCGGGCCCACGCCGCCGAACGGGCCUGCCCACGCCCCGAGAGCUCCCCACCAUCGGUGCCAGCCAGCGCCCCUGCCCCCGCCACCCCUCGGCCCCGGGGGCUGCCCUAUAAGUGCGAGGAGUGUGGCAAGAGUUUCCGGCGCAACACUGAACUGGUGACCCACCAGCGGCUGCACACGGGGCGCCUGCCCUUCCAGUGCUCCCACUGCGGGAAGAGCUUCUCCUGGAGCUCCCACUUCGACCGGCACCAGCGCAUCCACACCGGUGAGAAGCCCUACCAGUGCCCCGAGUGCGGGAAGUGCUUCAGCCGCAGCUCCCACCUCUACCGGCACCAGCGCACCCACGCUGGGGGCCGCUCCUACAUCUGCACCUACUGCGGGCGCAGCUUCAACAGCACCCUGCACUUCGACCGGCAUCAGCGCACCCACACUGGCCUGCGCCCCUACAAAUGCACCCUGUGUGGCAAGGGCUUUGGUGAUGGGCUGGCCCUGGUCAAGCACCAGCGCCUGCAUCUGGGGGACGGGCCCUUCCACUGUGAAGAGUGCGGCAAGAGCUUUGGGGCAAGGGCGCAGUAUGCCCGGCACCGGCGCAGCCUGCACGGCACUGCCGCCGGCAGCACCGGUGGCGAGAAGCCCUACCGCUGCAGCGACUGUGGCAAGAGCUUCUCCUGGAGCUCCCACUGGGAGCGGCACCAGCGUAUCCACACCGGGGAGCGCCCCUACCAGUGCAGUGACUGCGGCAAGCGCUUCGGCCGCACCUCCCACCUCUACCGGCACCAGCGCACCCAUGCCGGCGGCCAGCCCCACGUCUGUGCUGACUGCGGCAAGAGCUUCAACAGCACGCUGCACUUCCACAAGCACCAGCGGGCCCACGCUGGUGAAGCCCCCUGCCACGCCUGUCCCGACUGCGGCAAGACCUUCGCCGAUGGCUCCGCUCUGGCCAAGCACCGACGCACCCACACCGGAGAGCGGCCCUUCCCUUGCCCCCAGUGUGGCCGGCGCUUCAGUGUCAGCUCCCACCUGUACCGCCACCUGAGGAGUCAUGCUGAGGAGAAGCCACUGGAGGAGAUCACGUCCUACUAGAGAUCAGCUCCUCUUCCCGCUUUGUCUGGGAGAGGAAUCCCCCCAUGCUGGAGGUUCAGCUCACCGGGACCUGGCCGCCCCUCUCUGGGCACGGGAGUGAACUCCAUGCGCUACCAGCCAGAUUGUUAGUGGUGCUUACCUCACAGGGACCUGGCCAUGGGGAUCGCUGACCCUCAGGGGUAGGUGAGACCUCUAGGAGAGCAGCGGGCAGCCCCGUUGUGGGCACCUCGGGGCUACAGGGACGGGCGCAGUGUAAGGUCCCAAUCUGGAGCCCCUUGAAGGGCUCCACGUCGAUGGGGUCUGGAUCAGGCCCUGAGGAUAUAGGUAGAUAAGGUAGAUUAGGUAGGUAGGGUAGGUAGGAGGUAGAGCAGAGUGGUGGCAGUGCUAGGGGGCUGGGCGGGAUGGAAAUAAGAGAGGGAAAUGGUGUGGGAUUGAGGGUGUAUUACCCUCUCGCUCACUCUGGUGUAAAUCAGGAGUAACCUCACUGGAGUCAUUGGGGCCGAUUCCCCUCCCCCUGGUGUAAAUCAGGAAUAACCCCACCGGAGUCACUGGGGCUAAUUCCCCUCUCACUCACCCCAGUGUAAAUCUGGAGUAACUGCAUUGGAGUCACAGGGACUGGUUCUCCUCCCCUCACCCUGGUGUAAAUCAGGUGUAGACCCACUGGAGUCACUGAGGCCAAUUCCCCUCUUGCUCACCCCAAUGUAAAUCAGGAGUAGCCCCACCGGAGUGACUGGGGCUGAUUCCCCUCUCACUCACCCCAGUAUAAAUCAGGAGUAGCCCCACUGGGGUCACUGGGGCUGAUUCCCCUCUCACUCACCCCAGUAUAAAUCAGGAGUAGCCCCACUGGGGUCAGUGCAGUUACAGGAAUGUGAGGCGGAUCAGGCACUGAGCACCUGCAGGCUGGGGCGAAUGAGUGAUAGUAUCUGGGGAUCAGGUAGGUGGGUCGGGAGAUGGCAAGAAAGAUGGGAGCCAGAGGGGGAGGGGAAAUGAAGUGUUUGGGGAUCAGGGUGGCUGUGCGGUGGGCGCAAGAGAGGGCUGUGGCAGAUGGAGGACUGGCAUGUCUUUGGACUGGGCUGGUGGGGCAGACAAUAGCACUGCUAGGGGUCUCCAAGCUGAGGAGGAUGGGACCAAGUUUACUGCCACUCCUUUUCUGGGUUUCCAUGCCCUAUCCCCUGCCUCCUGAUUAACAGGACCCAGGAGGAGAAGAAACCAUGCCACACGGAACCCCCCGCAAGCCAUCCCAUCCAGGAGGGGAAAUGCAGGGGACUCAGCAUGGAGAGAGCCUGGGAGGGGGAGAGAGCUUGGUGUGUAACGCGCCUGACUCCAGCAGGAAUGAGACAGAAAACCUUAGAGUAGCAUGUGAUUAACUUGCAGAGUUCACAGCUACAGGAGAUGACUGGGGCAAACAGCUCAGCAAAGCCUCUGCCAGCUCCAUGGAGCAGUCUGGGGCUGUUGACUUCCAAGUGACUUCCUGCGUGUGUGAAAAUCUCCUUUAGACACAAGCCCCCCAAGUCCCGAUCCUAAUUCAGAGCAUGAGGAACAAGAACCCGCUCUCCCCUGGUCUAGGGAUAUGGAGGGGGUGAGUUUCUGUAAACGAAGGAAGCUAAUCACUCCUGAAAUAAGCUAUCCAAAUGGGGGCUCAGAAAGUCGUGAGCUUCAUCAGCUACACUCGUUGGAAGGAUCUGGGAGGUAUUUACAUACCAGGAAAUCUGUUGUUGUUAGAGGUCAGAUUCUUUGCUGGUGUCAGUUGGCAUCCAGGGACAUCUUCCCAUUUAUCCCAGGUGAUAAGUUAACCCUUUCUCUACAGUAGGCUCGGGCCUUGUCUACACAUCAAAGUUGACUUGCUUUAUAACUCGAUGGGUACAGUUAAAGCAGUACAAUCCUCACCCCUUUUAGUAUGAAUGUUAACAUCAUCAUCACAGCAAAUCCCAAAGGGAUGUAACCUCCCUGCAGAUUGAGCGCUACCCAAAUUAAUUUGUAGCUAGAUCCUCAGGAUGGUCUGGAUGGAUGGUCAGUGUACACUGGUGAGCUUAUCAAAGUCUUUGACGACCAUGUGAUCGCUGGCUGUGUAGCAGUGUUCCUUGGUAACUGUACUUUGUAAUUCAUUAUUACUCCUGAGGGCAUUCUGUGCCAAAAAAAAAAAAUCUGCACCAAAAAAAAUUAAAACUCUGCGCACAAUAUUUUAAAAUUCUGCAAAUUUUAUUUGUCAGAUAAAUGUAGAGGCUCCAGCAUGGCGUUGUGGAGCACCGGCCACUGGCUGCACAGAGGUGGGAAAUCACUCUGCAGCUCCCUCCCAAGACACAGACUCAGCGGUCAGGCUGCACCCAACCCUGACACAGCGCAAGGACAGGGCCUGCCCCAGAAACACCCCAUGGCCCUGCCCCUCUUUGCCAGGUGUACCAGGUAGGCUAAGCAAGACAGGAUCUUAGUGUGUGGGGGAAUCCAGGUGUGGGUUGAGAGGGUUCUGUAUGGGGCCAUCUGGGUGUGGGUGGCUCAGUGGGAGAUCCAGGUGUGGCGGGGAUUUGAAUGCACAGGGGAUUG